GCUUGCCGCGAUUUCCUGGACUUAGCGGAAACUCACAGCCGGAAAUGGCAGCGGGCGCUGCAGUAUGAGCGGGAGCAGAGGAUCCGGCUGGAGGAGACCAUCGAGCAGUUAGCCAAGCAGCACAACAGCUUGGAGCGUGCCUGCCGCGGAGCCCCCGGCCUCUCCUCCAGCAGUGCCGGCAUCACCAGCACCACCAAGGGGAGCGUGCAGUCUGCCAAAGGAGAGGCCAGUGAUGAAGAUGAAGAGACGGAGUAUUUCGAUGCCAUGGAGGAUGCACCAGCUUUUAUCACUGUAACCGCGGACCCCAAGCACCACAGGCGUUCGGGCAGUAACCUGAGCGGGGCCAGCGAGGGCCACCCCGAGGACUGGAACCUGGAGGACAGCGUCUUUGAAAGCUCCAAUCAAAGCAGCUACAAUGAGUCCACUUGCAAAGAUCUCCUGCCGAAGAAAAGGAGAAGGACUCGCAUCCCCGACAAACCCAACUACAGCCUUAACCUCUGGAGCAUCAUGAAGAACUGCAUCGGCAAAGAGCUCUCCAAGAUCCCCAUGCCCGUAAACUUCAACGAGCCGCUCUCCAUGCUACAGAGGCUGACGGAGGACCUGGAGUACCACGAGCUGCUGGACAAAGCGGUGAAGUGCGAGAGCUCCGCGGAGCAGAUGUGCUUCGUCGCCGCAUUUUCGGUGUCUUCCUACUCGACGACGGUCCACCGCACUGCGAAGCCAUUCAACCCGCUGCUGGGGGAAACCUAUGAGCUCGACCGGCUGGAGGAGUUUGGCUUCCGUUCCCUCUGUGAGCAGGUGAGCCACCACCCCCCGGCAGCCGCACAUCACGUCUACUCCAGGCGAGGGUGGACGCUGUGGCAGGAAAUCACCAUCGCCAGCAAGUUCAGGGGCAAAUACCUCUCCAUCAUGCCUCUGGGCGCCAUCCACCUCGAGUUUCACUCCAGCGGGAAUCACUACGUCUGGAGGAAAGUCACCUCCACCGUGCACAACAUCAUCGUGGGCAAGCUCUGGAUUGACCAGUCUGGUGAAAUAGAGAUUGUUAACCAUAAGUCAAAAGAUAAAUGCCAGCUGAAAUUUACCCCCUACAGCUACUUCUCCAGGGACGUCCCCCGAAAGGUGACGGGGGUGGUGAGCGACGCCGAUGGGAAAGCCCACUACGUCAUGUCCGGCACGUGGGACGAGAAGAUGGAGUACUCCAAGAUAGUGCAGAGCAGCCAUGGCGGCAGCAGCACGGAGGGCAAGCAGAAAACCGUCUACCAGACGCUGUCUCCAAAGAUCCUGUGGAAGAAGUACCCCCUCCCGGAGAACGCUGAGAACAUGUACUUCUUCUCGGACCUGGCCCUCACCCUGAACGAGCCCGAGGAGCGCGUGGCGCCCACCGACAGCCGGCUGCGGCCCGACCAGCGGCUCAUGGAGAGCGGCCGCUGGGACGAGGCCAACGUGGAGAAGCAGCGGCUGGAGGGGAAGCAGCGAGCCGUGCGCCGGAGGCGAGAGGCCGAGGGCGUGGAAGCCCUGGAAGAAGGCAAGGACUACGAGGGCUACAUCCCGCUGUGGUUCGAGCGCAAGGUGGACGCGGUGACGGGGGAGCUGAUCUGCGUCUACUAGCUGAUCUGCGUCUACAAAGGCGGCUACUGGGAGGCCAAGGACAAGCAGGACUGGAGUCUGUGCCCCGACAUCUUCUGA
Mesitornis unicolor (brown roatelo) is the source of this 1686-nucleotide messenger RNA. It is a transcript of the gene OSBP2, whose product is annotated as oxysterol binding protein 2. The record is from RefSeq and is a predicted model, not a curated record. NCBI's taxonomy places the organism in Eukaryota, Metazoa, Chordata, Aves, Mesitornithiformes, Mesitornithidae. The annotation marks the transcript as partial. The transcript has 11 exons. Gene Ontology annotation, molecular function: cholesterol binding. Gene Ontology annotation, cellular component: intracellular membrane-bounded organelle; membrane; cytosol.